This is a messenger RNA of Solanum stenotomum, 2239 nucleotides long. RefSeq names its product ubiquitin-like-specific protease 1D. The record is from RefSeq and is a predicted model, not a curated record. Gene Ontology annotation, molecular function: cysteine-type peptidase activity. NCBI's taxonomy places the organism in Eukaryota, Viridiplantae, Streptophyta, Magnoliopsida, Solanales, Solanaceae. The coding region runs from base 229 to 1818 and encodes 529 amino acids. Gene Ontology annotation, biological process: proteolysis. The transcript has 14 exons.
CACCUUUAGCUUCACCUUUGUUCAUCAUAGAUUCCCCAAUGCAGUGUUUUGGGGUAGGUUACGGUCUAGUGUUCUUGGUUUAGCAGCAGCAUCAAUGUUAUCGCCAUCGUCUGCUCUCUUUUGCUCUCAGAAUCGGAGCUUUUCCUAGUCUUGCUCUCUUUUGGAUUGGAAUUUUCGUUUUUGAUCUCUCCAUUUCUAUGAUGUGGUUGUAGUUGAAUGAAAUUCUAAAUGGCACGGUUAAUUAUUGAUUGGAGUAAGCUAAUAGACGACAAGCCUCCGGUCGAGUUGGUGGUCGCUACCAAAGCAACUCCGAUGAUUACCCUAGACGACGGGGAAGAGCAAAAUGACGAGUUUUCAAACCUUAGGACUGAUGAACUAACUGAAAAAAUUAACAGGUUCAAAAGUUUGUUGAGCACCAAAGGCCCUAGAUUAGUCGACGGGGGCGAGAAACUGAAAACAACUAUAAAAAAGUACGAGGCUGAAUUUGAGAGGAGAAAAUUGCUUAGCUCCGAUAAGGGAACAGAUGGAUGUGCCUUAUUGGGGAGGCAUCACUCUAGUUCUAUUGGUGCAGCUAAUGGCCUAGGGCAGCGGUCUGCACAAUCAGCACCCCGCUCGCAAUCUGCUUUUGCUGUGUGCUUUUCGAAAAAGCUGGAAGAAAAACAGGCUAACUCUAAGACACCCAAUGGUUUCCAAAAUGAAUUACAUGCUCUGAAUACGUGUGGCCGCAAAAGGAUAUUAACCAAAAAGUUUUCUCCAAGAAGAAGAUGUAAGACAUCAUUGUCUUCACGAGAAGCACCUUUUAAGUCCCCUCUAAAUAUAGAUGAACGAGAAUUUUAUGCUCAUGGAAAGACAAGAGACAUUUCUACUUCUUCUCCUCGUUAUUCUGAAGAAAGUUUCUCUAGCCGUGUCAGGAAAGAGUGGAAACCUUCUCAAACCCAUUCUGCCUGUUCUUUGAGGCAUGCAAAUGAUGAGGCUGUUGUUCUACUGGAUGAGGAGGAACCUGAUGUUGUUGAACCAAGACAGCAAGCACAUCAUGUGGUUGAGAGCACAAAGACAACCAAGAUAUACUAUCCUUCAAGGGAUGAUCCUGAAGCUGUCGAAAUCUAUUACUCAGAUAUGGAAUCUCUUGCUCCUGAAGCAUAUUUGUCAUCUACUAUAAUGAAUUUCUACAUUCGGCACCUCCAGCAGAGAAAAUCUCCUGCAGAUGGAGAAAGGUGUGAUUAUCACUUCUUUAAUACAUAUUUUUACAGCAAGCUCAAAGAGGCUGUUUUCAGCAAGCAGAAUGAGAAGGAAGCUUCAUUUUUCAAAUUAAGACGGUGGUGGAAGGGUGUGAAUAUAUUUGAGAAAGCGUAUAUAUUUCUUCCCAUACAUGAAAGUCAUCACUGGAGCUUGGUAAUAAUUUGCAUACCAGAUAAAGAAGACCAACUGGGGCCAAUCAUUCUUCACUUGGAUUCAUUGAGGCUCCACAGCAGCAGCUCUCUUUUUGGUACUAUGAAAAAAUUUUUGAUAGAAGAAUGGAAAUUCUUGAGACAAGGAGUAGUGGCAGAUUAUCCUUUUGCAGACAAAAUAUGGGAAAAUCUUCCUCAAAGAAUAGACGAUAACAUUAUUCCGGUCCCACAACAAGGAAAUGAUUAUGACUGUGGACUCUUUGUGCUAUUCUUUAUGGAACGAUUCAUCGCUGAAGUUCAUGAAAGACUUAAAAAGAAGGAUCUGACAAUGUUUGGAAGAAAGUGGUUUAAACCUGAAGAAGCAUCUCGUAUGAGGCGGAUAAUUCGUGACAUACUUGAGGAAAAAUUCAAGAAUCCAAGUGACAAAUAGUGUUUCUUGGUCACCUUUUUUUACAACAUACCCAGAUAAUCCCAAAGUGUUUCUUGGUCACCUACCAUCCGUAAAUAACUGCUGCUGCUGCUGUUGACAAGCAAUUCUUUAUCAAUGGAGCAACUGCUUAUUAGCAACAUUCCUGAUGUUGGGGAUCAAUAGUAGAUAUUGUAGUUACUCAUAUACCCUAGAAAUUUACAUGAGAUUCUAGAAUCUCUCUAUAUACUCUGCCUAGGAAGGUUUCUCCUGAAAUGUAGGAAGAUUGGCAGAUAACAUCGCGGAGAGCUUCCUUUGGUUGGAUAAGUUCAUAUCGACCAUUUUCUUUCAAAAGCAGAAGCUGGACCAAGUACAUUUGGCAUGGUAAUAGGACUUAGGUGGUCUCUGCAGAUCAACAUCUUUUGGUCUUUCCCUUCCAUUAGUA